Molecule: messenger RNA, 1651 nt
Organism: Beta vulgaris subsp. vulgaris (sugar beet)
Lineage: Eukaryota; Viridiplantae; Streptophyta; Magnoliopsida; Caryophyllales; Amaranthaceae
Exons: 9
Coding region: 152-1162 (336 amino acids)
Biological process (GO): CAAX-box protein processing
Cellular component (GO): endoplasmic reticulum membrane
Molecular function (GO): metalloendopeptidase activity
Source: RefSeq, a predicted model, not a curated record
CAUAACCAUAAAUAAAAACAAAUGGAGUCCAAGCAACUACGUACCCAUCAAUGGACGUAAACUCUCAUUCACAAAAAUAUCCGUUAAAGCUUCAUGCUCAUUCUCAAACUCUCUGCAAAUAUACACUCAAAAAUUCAAAAUCCAUAUAACAAUGGCGGCUUCAUUUUCUCUCUCCUCAUUAUCCAUCACUUCUCAUCUUCGCACCCAUUGUUUCGCCACGAAAUCAAACCCUAAUUUCUCUAAUUUGCGAUUUCCACCAUCAAUUGGAAACCCUAGAAUUAAUGUUUCUGUUUGUAGAGCAUCUUCUGCUGCUUCUUCUUCUUCUGUUGUUUUCCGCAAUCUCGAUGCCGAUGAUUUCAGGCAUCCUCUUGAUCAACAAAACACGCUGAUUUUGAGAGCAAUUCCUGGAUUAAAUGAAAUAGGCAAGGCUAUAUUAGGAUCCAUUGGGGAGCAGGUCAUGUUUCUUGAGAACAUAGGCGCUUCGCUGCUUGUUUCGGAAAAUCAGCUAUCUGAACUGCAUCAGUUGAUGCUUGAGGCUGCUCAAAUAUUGAAUAUCGAGCCUCCUGAUUUGUAUGUUCGCCAGAACCCUGCACCAAAUGCUUAUACUUUAGCCAUUAGUGGCAAAAGGCCAUUUGUUGUUGUACACACAAGUCUUAUCGAACUUUUGUCACGAAAAGAGUUGCAGGCGGUCAUGGCCCAUGAGUUGGGUCAUCUUAAAUGUGACCAUGGAUUAUGGCUGACAUAUGCAAACAUCCUUGCCCUUGGGGCAUACACCAUACCUGGACUUGGUGGAUUAAUUGCUAGUAGCUUAGAGGACCAGUUGUUGCGUUGGCUCCGAGCAGCAGAGCUUACUUGUGAUCGUGCAGCUCUUCUUGUUGCUCAAGAUCCCAAGAUUGUCAUGUCUGUUCUGAUGAAAUUAUCUGGCGGCUGCCCUUCCUUGGCGGACCAACUAAAUGUAGAUGCAUUCCUGGAGCAAGCACGUUCUUACGAUAAAGCUUCUUCAAGCCCAAUGGGUUGGUAUAUGAGGAAUGCUCAAACGAGGCAACUAUCACACCCUCUUCCAGUGCUACGUGCUCGUGAGAUUGAUGAAUGGUCGAGAAGUCGAGAAUAUAACUCUCUUUUGAAGCGUGCUGUGCCGAUGAACACCCUGCAUAAAGCUUGAAUUCCUGGGCAGGUCAAAUAGAACCAGUAUAUAGUACCAGCUAUAUUUUCUUCACAUGGUGCCUAAGCAAUUGGAGAGUUUCUUGUGGGAAGAUCUAUUAAGGCGCACAACUGCUGCAUGCGGCAUGCCAUGAUUCACUUGAUUCGGAUGUAUAAGCUAUUAUUGUCACUUGCAAAUCAGGAAAGCACUAUUUAUACUUUAAAGUUUAAAGGUGAAAGAUGAAGUGGUAUGUCUGGCAUUUUUGAUACAUUAAAGGAUAUGAAGGACAACUUUUAUAAGAUAGUCCCUCUUUUACUGUAUAUUGAGAUGGUUCAUACUCACAAGCACAGAUUGCUGUAUGUCCCUGUAAAUAUGUAAUAUAGCUCAUUACAGAAGUGAUUUUGUUUGUUACAUGAUAACAAUGAAUUGGAGUGGCAAUUUUUGCAUUUCCUAAUUGGCAUUGAAUAUUGAAGGUUGUACCUCCGUAUAUGAACUAUAUUAUGUUCUCCA